AUGGCCGACAUGAGUUUUCCGCAUUUCAAGCUGACCCAUUCAGAAUGGGCUGGUCUCCAGGACAUCCUCAAAUCAGACGACCCUGUUGUCAUUGAUGGGCACAGCUUGACCAUCGCUGGAGUUGUAGCAAUUGCCUUGCACGGCAAAAAGGCAGCGCUCACCGAUGACCCUAAGGUCCUUGACCGCGUAAAUGAGAGUGUCCAGUUCCUAGAAACGCAACUGUUUCAAGGCCAUACAGUCUAUGGCGUUACCACGGGCUUUGGAGGCAGCGCCGACACUCGCACCGACAAGGUGAUGAGUUUGCAGGUUGCCUUGCAACAGCACCAGAAUAGCGGCGUCUUGCUACCGUCCGACAAAGGGCUGCUCAACGACACGGCAACACAGAUCAAUGGCCUUCAAGGUCAUGCGCUGCCUGUUCCUAUUGUCAAGGCUAUGAUGCUUAUUCGCUGCAAUUCCCUAAUUCGAGGCCACUCUGGCGUUCGUCUAGAUUUAGUCAAAAAUACGUUGACUCUUUUGAACCACGAAAUGACGCCUGUUGUGCCUCUGCGUGGAAGCAUUUCGGCUUCUGGUGACCUCAUGCCUCUUUCUUACAUUGUUGGGGUGCUUGAAGGCAGCCCUGACAUUUUCGUUCACAUUGGCGACGAGCAGAAUCCGACUUUCCUUCCAGCCUACAAAGCUCUCGAGGUAGCAGGUCUCCAGCCAAUCUCCCUACAGGCAAAAGAAGGCUUGGGUAUGGUUAAUGGAACAGCUACAAGUUGUGCCGCCGGCUGCCUCGCCAUAUAUGAAGCACAACAAUUGGCUGUCAUGACCCAGCUACUCACUGCUACUGGCACAGAGGCUCUUCUUGGUACAGCUCAUAAUUAUCAUCCUUUUAUUUCCGAGACUCGUCCACAUACGGGCCAGAUUGAGGCUGCAGCAAAUAUUAGCGCCUAUAUCGAAGGUUCCGGCCUUGCUCCUGGAAAACACCCUGAAACAAUUGGCCUUGCACAAGAUCGCUAUUCUCUUCGCACUGCUCCCCAAUGGAUUGGGCCUCAACUAGAAGACCUCACACUGGCACAUCGCCAAGUCCAGGCUGAAGUCAAUUCGACCACUGACAAUCCACUUAUUGAUGCGAAGAACGGCUUGGUACACCAUGGUGGAAACUUCCAAGCUGUUUGCAUUACGUCGGCUAUGGAAAAGACCCGAUCUUCCAUGCAAAUGAUGGGUAAAUUGUUAUUCGCUCAAUGCACGGAGCUGGUUAACAGUCAAAUGAACAGAGGACUUCCUCCGAAUCUCUGCGUCGAUGACCCCAGCUUGUCGUACACCUGCAAAGGGCUUGAUAUCAACAUGGCUGCAUACAUGUCUGAACUCGCCUACCUUGCUCAUUCAGUCAGCUCUCAUGUGCAGUCUGCUGAGAUGCAUAACCAAGCCGUCAACUCACUCGCUUUGAUAUCAGCACGUUACACUCUGGAGGCAGUGGAACUCGUUUCUAUGAUGACGGCAACGUAUAUCUACAUCUUAUGCCAGGCACUUGACUUGCGGUGUCUUCAUCUCAAUUUCAUCAAAGUUGCGAAGCCCAAGAUUAACGAACUUCUACGUAAAUAUUUCAGAUCGGGCAUGACCGAAGAAGUGUCCUUCAACGAAUUUGCAAGCCGAGCCUGGAAGUUCCUUUUGGGAAAAUGGCUGAACCUCUCUCAUCUUGAUCUCGAACCCCGCUGCAAGGCUACAAUGAAAGAGUCUCUAGCCGACUUAACAUCUGCCUGUAUUUCAGAUUACUCAGGAUUGCGCAACGUACCAGACAUUCUAGGUCAGAUUGAGGAAUACCAGCAAGCAGCAACCGAAGCCCUUGGCUCGACCUACAACGCUACUCGUGAGGAAUUUUUCAAGAGCCAGAACACUGCCGCCUACAUCAGUCCGGCAUCGGCAAAGCUAUACAACUUUGUCCGCAAGGAUCUUAGGAUUCCUUUCCAUCGUGGCCUAGCUGAUCACCCAACCUUACGUGACCCCAGUUUGACUAAUGGUGUCAAGGACCUGGGUCCCGGCAAGAAUAUUGGCUCACUGGUCAGUGAGAUUUACCUUGCUAUUAGGAAUGGCCGGUUACAUGAGGUUGUCAUGACUGUGAAGAAGAGCGAAGAUUGA
Molecule: messenger RNA, 2118 nt
Organism: Talaromyces marneffei
Lineage: Eukaryota; Fungi; Ascomycota; Eurotiomycetes; Eurotiales; Trichocomaceae
Exons: 2
Coding region: 1-2118 (705 amino acids)
Biological process (GO): L-phenylalanine catabolic process
Cellular component (GO): cytoplasm
Molecular function (GO): ammonia-lyase activity
Source: RefSeq, a predicted model, not a curated record